Labeo rohita (rohu) is the source of this 1813-nucleotide messenger RNA. RefSeq names its product CDK2 associated cullin domain 1 (gene cacul1). Gene Ontology annotation, molecular function: ubiquitin protein ligase binding. NCBI's taxonomy places the organism in Eukaryota, Metazoa, Chordata, Actinopteri, Cypriniformes, Cyprinidae. The transcript has 8 exons. Gene Ontology annotation, biological process: ubiquitin-dependent protein catabolic process. Bases 138 to 1043 code for a protein of 301 amino acids. The record is from RefSeq and is a predicted model, not a curated record.
UCCGCGUCGCAUCUCGCUUCGGAUUGACAACAUAAACAGGAGUGAAAGUGAAGUCGUAAACAUGCGUCGAUUAUCGAUCAGCUGAAGAGGGUUUGACCUGACAUGGACUGUUAAAGUUCCCUCAGUGCGGCAGCAGGAUGGAGGGGAUGGAGGAGAUGGAGGAGGACGCGCUGGAGCGGAUUGAGGAUGAUAAUCAUAACUGUCGAGCGGAGGGUGUGAGUGUGUGUUCACCUGCGCAGGUGUGUGUGGAUUCUGACUCCAGCAGCGACACCUGUGAGUCCGACAGCUCGGCCACAUCUGCGGCUAACGGCGCCGCACUCUUGCUCAACUCGACCUCCAAGUUCCUCUUGAACGCGAUGACAGCAGAAGAAUACAGGACGGUUUACUGGCCAAAACUAGAGAGAGCCAUUGAGCAUCUGCUCAAUCAAAGCCCGAUGGACCACAUCUCCAUCUCAUACGAACAGAUCUACAGUCACGUUUAUAAGUGCGUGUGCCAACAGCACUCAGAGCUGCUGUACAAUGACCUGAUGUGGAAGAUCACGUCUCAUCUAGAGCAAGUGUCUUCUAAGCUACAGGCCAGCCCACCGGAACAUUUAAUUGAAAACUUUAACCUGGCUCUGACGCAGUACACAGCCGCCCUGCACUGCAUCGUUCCCGUCUUCAUCUAUAUGAACAAGUUCUACAUUGAAACAAAGCUGAACCGAGACCUGCGGGACGAUCUCAUGAAGCUGUUCUCAGAUCAUGUAGCAGAGAAACACGUCGGCACAUUACUGCCUCUUCUUAAAAAGGCUCAUUCCAUGCCGUUUCAAGUCAAACCAUCAACUAUGGCGAGUGUUGUGAAAGGUCUUUAUGCCCUCCGGCCAGACUGGGUUCCUCUUGCUCCGGCUCUGUUUUCUAGAUUCAUUCCUCAGAUCGAACCUCCUGCUCUUGAAUCUCAGCUCCCGUAUUACGCGGCUCAAGACAAAAAGCUGCAAAUGGAUCUUUCUCAGAACGGUUUCUCCAGGGGCGAUCAGUCGCGGAAGCGAGCAAGUGAAGAAUCGUGACACCGAAGUGGAUUUUUACACUACUUCAGUGAGAAGACACAAACACGCCUGUGAUUUAGAAGCUCCCCGAUGCACUCGCCGACAAGCUGCUGCAAUUUAAGCCUCCGUAAUUCAUUAAAAAUCACUUCAACACAGACUUUAUCUGGUACAGAGACACUUCGUAUCUUCAUACAGUCCUUUGGGAAUUCUCAGUUAUUUCGAGAAUUCGCAAAAGCAUUAUAAAACUACACAAACAUGAGCAUCAUCUCUAUGGCCUUCAGUGUGUGUGUGCAGAGACACUUCGGUUUCUGGCCAGUUAGCAUUUGUAGUAACAGUUACACAGGAAUUGGAUUUGUGGGAAUGCCUCUUUUCUUUGAUCUGGAUUUGUUUCACAGAAUUCAUCAUAUUUCCAGGUUGAUUUUUCCCUUUCUCCUCAUUUUUCCUUACUUUGUCAUUCAGUGAAAUCAUCCGGUUUGCUGUGAUUUCAGAAAAGAUGGUUAUAGGCGUUUUAUUGUGUGUCCGGCUGCGGUAACGUGAUGUUGGAUCCAGAAUGUCUUACCAGGUGAUGAAUGAAGGUAUUCAAUUUCCAGAUUGUUACCCACUUACAUUUUUUAUUUUAGGGUCACUACUGUACUUUUUAAACACUUUUUAGUUGACGUGAUUACCAUUCUACCUAAUAAUAACGUGCCUUUGGCUAUUCGCCUUUCUUCAUUUUAGACUUUUUAAGUGAAGUGUAAAUGGAAAUCGAUCAUUUAUGACAACAACUGUUGAUUUUUUUUUUUUUUUUUUUU